Pistacia vera is the source of this 1808-nucleotide messenger RNA. Its product is annotated as chitin elicitor receptor kinase 1-like. NCBI's taxonomy places the organism in Eukaryota, Viridiplantae, Streptophyta, Magnoliopsida, Sapindales, Anacardiaceae. The transcript is spliced from 13 exons. Gene Ontology annotation, biological process: innate immune response; protein phosphorylation. Gene Ontology annotation, molecular function: transmembrane receptor protein kinase activity; ATP binding. The record is from RefSeq and is a predicted model, not a curated record. The coding region runs from base 1 to 1647 and encodes 548 amino acids.
AUGCCAUUUGGUCUAACAAAUGCACCUGCUACUUUUUGUACUUUAAUGAAUAAUAUUUCAUCCAUAUCUCGACCGUUUGUGGUCGUCUACUUAGAUGACAUAGUAUUAUAUAGCAAACUGGGAGGAGCAUGUGCACCACCUAAGGAAGUUCCAGGUACUGCGGACAACAAGCUGUAUACAAGAAAGAGAAAUGCUCUUUCGCCAAGCCGAAGUAAUGUUCUUGGUCACAAGAUCAGGGAUGGGCAACUUAUGAUGGAAGAUGAAAAAGUGCGGGCUAUUCAAGAGUGGGAAACACCCACCAAGGUGCCGGAUUUACGAUCCUUCCUGGGAACUAAAACCGGUCGGUUCUGGUUUCAAUUCCUUUUGCUAAGAAUCAGCUGGUUCUGGUUCCUGUUCCUAGCAAUUCCGGCAGAUCAGAAUGGAGUCUAUCCGCCACUAAAUAAUAUAAGCCCGGGUGGAAUAUCAAGCGGAGUUAUUGCCGGGAUAUCUGUUGGAGGAGUUGCUGGGGCUCUAGUUUUAGCAUUUUGUGUAUAUGCUGGAAUUUAUAAAAGAAAAAAGGUGGGAGAGGCAUCAUUUCUCCCAGAAGGAACAGAAAACCAAUAUGUUCAACACGGAUCUGGUUCAGCGAAUGCUUUGGAGAAAACUUUAGAAUCAACUGCUCUUGUUACUGCUCCUGGACUUACAGGUAUUACUGUGGACAAAUCAGUAGAGUUCUCAUAUGAAGAGCUUGCUAAGGCUACAGAUGACUUUAUCUUGGCUAAUAAGAUUGGACAAGGUGGCUUUGGAGCUGUUUACUAUGCAGAACUAAGAGGCGAGAAAGCUGCAAUCAAGAAGAUGGAUAUGCAAGCAUCAAAGGAAUUUCUUGCCGAACUGAAGGUCUUAACACAUGUUCAUCACUUGAACCUGGUGCGCUUAAUAGGAUACUGUGUUGAGGGUUCUCUGUUUUUGGUCUACGAGUUCAUUGAGAAUGGCAAUCUAAGUCAACAUUUGCGUGGCCAAGGAAAGGACCCAUUGCCAUGGUCAAGCAGGAUGCAAAUUGCGUUGGAUUCAGCUAGAGGACUUGAAUAUAUCCAUGAACAUACUGUUCCUGUUUACAUCCAUCGGGAUAUCAAAUCAGCAAACAUUUUAAUAGACAAAAACUUCCGUGCAAAGGUUGCUGAUUUUGGAUUAACUAAACUUACUGAAUUUGGAAGUGCUUCAGUGCAAACACGUCUUGUGGGCACAUUCGGAUACAUGCCUCCAGAGUAUGCACAAUAUGGUGAGGUUUCACCCAAGAUAGAUGUGUAUGCUUUCGGAGUCGUCCUUUAUGAACUUAUAUCUGCAAAGGAAGCUGUUGUGAAGACUAAUGAAAGCGUUUCUGAAUCUACAGGACUUGCAGCUUUGUUUGAUGAUGCUCUCCGUCAGCCUGAUCCAAGAGAAGGUCUUCGGAAACUUGUUGAUCACAGGCUUGGUGAUAACUACCCAAUGGACUCGGUCUAUAAGAUAGCUCAGCUUGCUAAAGCUUGCACAAAAGAAAAUCCUCAACUAAGGCCAAGCAUGAGGGCUAUUGUGGUCGCGCUUAUGACACUUUCAUCUACAACUGAAGAUUGGGAUGUUGGCUCAUUCUAUGAAAAUCAAGAUCUGGUUAAUCUAAUGUCAGGAAGGUAGCAAAUUGAGCAGCAUUGCCAGUCAGUAGUCUCAACAAGUGCCACCACAAAGACCAAAUCCUGAGUUUCUUGCUCAGGAUUUGUCUUUCAAAUGUGAAUAACUGUAAUUAACCGCUCUAGAAUGAUUCUUCUUUGUAUGUUAGUUCAAUUAAUUUGUCACGU